GAGCAAUAUCAAUGCACUGCCAUGAUUUUACUACAUAUUUCCCUCUCUUCCCUCAUUCUUGUCAAGUAAAUAUACCAAUUAGUUUUGGUUUCUAUCUCUGUGUAGUAUACAAUCAUUCCUCCUGUCGCACAUUGUCUUUGUCUUAUCGGUACAAGAAAUCGAUCCAUAACCUUUUAUACUCUUCAACAGACGAAUGUUUACAUUCAUCUUCAACUUUCUCGUUCGGGUUCUCAAUCAUUUCUUCAAUAUGCCGGGCAUAUUUCAAAAAGUUGAGGAUAUACUACAUCAUGCAGAGCAUCAGGCACCACCGCCUAAACGCUUACCCAGUGAAUGGAAUCAUGGAGUUUUCAAGGCAGAACUUCUUGCUCAUUCUAUUUUCGCGGGAGAACGUGAUCAUAACAAAUUGAAGGAAGAUUUGAAGAAAGCUAAAUUCGCUACGGGUACAUAUAUUGGGACCAAGAAAGCGGUUUCAGAAGUUUAUACUCUAGUCAAUAAAUCAUUCGCCUCUUUCUUCGAUGUACAUCAAUUGGAAUCUCAUCUUCCUACCGCCCCCAUCUCGCUUGAAGAGAAGAAAGAACGCUUCCAAUUCCAAACUCCCGGUUCGGAUGGCUACCCCCCUCAUCUAAGUCUUGAACCCAAAGUCGAUUUCUUUCACUCCCUCAAAAUCUUUCAACCAGAGCGACUCUUUGCCACAGCACCCAUAGUGCAAAAAGUGAUUCCCGAAAAAUUUCUCGAUUUCGCCUAUGAUGAGCCAAAUCAACGUACCUUCGCUCUCAUUGAGUCUGUUAACAAAAAACUCUUUGAUGAGAGAAGAGAUAUUGGAAAGGUAGCUAAUAUAGGAACGCGAAAAGAUUGGUAUAGUGAUGAAGUGUAUGCGCAACAGCAAUUCACGGGGGUCAACCCGGUGACGAUUAGAAAGGCAGGGAAGGAAUGGAUUCAAAUGUUUAAGGCGGCGGCGAGUGCGCAGGAGAAAAGAGAUAGUUUGAGGGUGAUUGAGGAGGGGGAGAGGCAGGGUGGAUUGUAUGUGCAGGAUUGUAGCUAUUUCCGAAAGUUUGCAGGGGUGGCUCAGGGGGAGGAUUUGAAGAGUGAUGAUGGGAAGAGGUUUGGGUGUGCGAGUGUUAGUCUUUUUCAUCUCCUUCCAAAUGGUACUCUUCAUCCUCUGGCAAUCAUUCUCGACUACCGUACCAAUAUCACCGAUUCUCUCACUCUCUUCAAUAAACGUACUUCUCCUACAUCCCCCAGAACUCACGAAGCAACCGAUUGGCCCUGGCGCUACGCAAAACAAUGCGCCCAAGUAGCCGACUGGCACGCCCACGAACUGGGUUCUCAUCUCACCCACACCCAUCUAAUCGAAGAAGGAAUCAUCAUCUCCUCCCACCGCUACCUCCCUGAAACCCACCCCGUAUUCCAACUCCUCGCACCACACUGGCUCAAAACUCUCCCCCUCAACGCCGCCGCAAGAGCAAGUUUAAUCCCCCAAGUCAUCGUGCACAUCAACGGACUCCCCGAAAAAGGCAGUCUCCAAAUGGUGCGCACACAAUACGAAACCUUCGAUUUCGUCGGCGGCUACAUCCCGCACGAUCUCGCAUCCCGCGGCUUCCCCCCCGCCGAACUCGACGCCCCCAAAUUCCACAACUACGCCUAUGCGCGCAACAUGCAGCACAUCUGGGGCAUUCUCCACCGUUUCGUCUCGGGCAUGCUGCGCCCCUCGUACGCCUCCGACUCCGCCGUGUCUUCCGAUACCCAUCUCCAGGACUGGUGUCGCGAGAUCCAAAGCCCAGAUGGCGCGAACAUCUCCUCGUUCCCUACCCUCCGCACCUUCGACCAACUCACAGACGCAGUCACAAUGUGCAUCCACAUCGCGAGUACCCAACACACCGCGGUAAACUACCUGCAAGACUAUUACCAGGCCUUCGUGCCCAACAAACCCUCUGCGCUCUUCGCCCCGCUGCCCUCUUCGCUCCCCGACCUAUUAUCCUACACGGAAGAAUCGCUCAUCGCAUCCCUGCCCGUGCGUGAACCGCGCUCUUGGCUCUUGGCUUCGCAUCUCCCGUAUCUGCUUAGUAGUGUAGUUGCAGAUGAGCAGUCUCUAUUGGAGUAUGCGCUCAGUGUGCGUGGGGUAGCGGGGUUGAGCGAUGGGGUUGAUGAGAGGGAGGGGGUGGCGGGGAGGUUUUAUGAGGAGCUGGUGCGGGUGGAGGGGGUGGUGGAUCAGCUGGCGUUGGGGGUGGAUGAUAAGACGGUUUUGUAUCGGGUUUUGGCGCCGGAGAGGACGGCGGUGAGUAUUUUGAUCUGAGGGGGUGGGUUGGGGUUGGAGUUUGAUUUGAGGUUGGGGGAUUGCGGAGAAGAGAGCGUUGAGACACUUUUCGCUAUACUAUGCUAUAUAAUACCUUUCCUGAUAUAGAACUUAUAGAUAGACCUUUCAAUAUGUAGAUAUGAUUCAAAUGUUCCUCAUCA
This is a messenger RNA of Botrytis cinerea B05.10, 2454 nucleotides long. Gene Ontology annotation, biological process: lipid oxidation. Gene Ontology annotation, molecular function: metal ion binding; oxidoreductase activity, acting on single donors with incorporation of molecular oxygen, incorporation of two atoms of oxygen. The transcript is spliced from 3 exons. The record is from RefSeq and is a predicted model, not a curated record. The coding region runs from base 194 to 2293 and encodes 699 amino acids. Lineage: Eukaryota; Fungi; Ascomycota; Leotiomycetes; Helotiales; Sclerotiniaceae.